AUGCAACGGAAAGACUGGGGUAUUGAAGAGUUUAUGAGUGUUAUUUGGAGCGAUGAGUGUGCAGUUGAGAGAUCUAAAGACCCUCGUCAAAUUUGGGUCUUCAGAGAACCUGACGGGAAAUGGCUCGCCGACUGCAUCUAUCCAAAGCCAAAAGAUCGUGGUAUUUCUCUGAUGGUUUGGGGUUGUUGCUAUGGGAGAAAUAAAGGCCCUUUGGUUCCAGUACCCGAGAGUAUGACUGGUAUCCGCUACCUUAGAAUUAUCAAGCACUAUCGUCCGUCAGUUCUCAGAAAUGCUCUGAUGAUCUAUCCCUAUGUCACUUUUCAACAUGAUAAUGCACCAGUUCAUACAGCUAGAAUAAUCACUGAAUGGUUCGAUCAUAACAAUAUUGAGGUGGAAGCCUAUCCACCUUACUCUCCAGAUCUUAAUCCUAUCGAGCAUGUAUGGGUAGAACUCAAGAAAAGACUUCAACAACAGUACCCUAGAAUUGCAGAUACCAAAGGGGGACCACCUGCUGUCAAGAGCGAACUGGCUCGAGUUCUGCCUUUAGUUUGGGAAACUAUACCUCCGGAGUUCUUUGAAAAACUUGCAGCAUCGAUGCUCCGAAAGGUGGAAGCCGUUAUUCAAGCAAAAGGCUGGUAUACGAAGUAUUGA
This is a messenger RNA of Morchella sextelata, 651 nucleotides long. RefSeq lists its product as uncharacterized. NCBI's taxonomy places the organism in Eukaryota, Fungi, Ascomycota, Pezizomycetes, Pezizales, Morchellaceae. The transcript has a single exon. The record is from RefSeq and is a predicted model, not a curated record. Gene Ontology annotation, molecular function: nucleic acid binding. Bases 1 to 651 code for a protein of 216 amino acids.